Molecule: messenger RNA, 1171 nt
Organism: Cetraspora pellucida
Lineage: Eukaryota; Fungi; Glomeromycota; Glomeromycetes; Diversisporales; Gigasporaceae
Source: the annotation of a GenBank genome assembly
AUGAUUUUAGUUAGUGAAUAUUGUUUUGCUACUUGUAUCAACAUAUUAUCCACACCUGCAAAAAUGGAUGAUACUUAUUCCAGUAGUUCAAUUGAUAAUUAUUUUUCAAGACUAGUUGAAUUUAAUGAUGAAAGUUUUUUAUCUAGUUCUUUAACAUCUCAAGAUGAGGUUUUAGAAUCACAAGAUCCAGCCCGUGAAUUCUCAUUAAGUAUACAUUUAGUUGACGUGACUGAUAAUGACAAUCUGCCUCUGAAUAUACAAAGUCUCUUAUUUUCAAAUUGGCAACUUUUUAAAAUUUGGAUUGAACAAUUUGCAAAACAAGAAGGGUUUAGUUACAAGAUUCAAACUAGUGAAACAUACAAUAGUGUAGUUCGAAGAGCAAUGAAAGCUGAUAACGGAGAAAUCAACAAUGAAAUUAGAGAAUAUAAAAAUGAUACUCAUCAAAUCCUUCUUAAAUCUCUUGUCGAAAAUAUAUCACAGAAGGCAAUUUUAGAAGUUUGGAAUGCACAUACUACUGGUUUAACUGGAAUCAGACAUUAUGUUAUAUUACUCAAUGAAGAUACUCAUCUAUGUACCUGCCUUCUUCUAAUUAAUAAGAGGUUGGUAUGUCAACACUUCUUUCAUAUAGAAACUUAUUCUCAAUAUGCUACUUUUCAUAUCUUUCUUAUUUCGGCUUGUUGGUAUUUGAAUUGUAAUAUUACACGAGAUGAUCUUUUACAACAAAUUCCUUCUAUCCUAAUAUGCAAAUUUCAACUUAAAAACACUGCACUAUCUGUAAAUAAUGCUACUUUUCAACAUUUUUUCUCUACUCUGCCUAUGCUAUCUAAACCCAAAUUAGUAUCCAACAAAACGAUCUAUGCAGAAUUAUUUGGAUUAUCUAAAAAAGUGAUUGACUUGACUAUUAAAGCUGAUAUGCAAAAGAAACUAUCAAAUACACUCAAGAUUUUUCAUAAUGAUACUCAAGACAGAAUAGAUGAAAAUCAACUGAAUGAUAAUGCCACUGACAUGAAUAAUCCUAAUAUUACUAGACACAAAGAAAGGCCUCCAAAAAUGCUCAAAUCAAGUGUUAAAUAUAAUGGAAAAAAAGUUUUAAGGAAAAGCACAGGUGCUCAUUUAAUGAAUAAUAAUACUUCAAGUAUUAUAGAGGAGGACAUAAAUCAUAGUAAGGGCC